CUCAAAGUUUGCAAAGCGCAAAAACUCCUCACUUGCAGCCAGGCAGCACCUCCCUCUCUCCAAUCCAUUACAGAAGCUUUAGAGGUGAUACAGCCUUGGCAACGCAGGCACAAGGCACCGCUGCGCAAGAAAAGAGCAAUCCAGGACGCGGGAUUUUCUGUCUGCACUUUCCUAAAGCCAAAAAUGAAACCUCAGUUAUUUGUCAUAGAUCUAAUAUUUCUGUGCAUAUCUUGCGGAGCAAGUGCACUGGCAACGAGUAUUCCUACUGUGUCCACGUCCUUGCCAGCCGCCAAUUUCACCAGUUCCGGUGCAGCGCGCAACCAUGGAACAGACACCGCGGCUAUUUCUAAAACCAGGAGGAAGCGUUAUAUUAGUCAGAAUGACAUGCUUGCCAUUCUUGAUUACCAUAACAAAGUAAGAGGGAAAGUGUUUCCCCCAGCAUCUAACAUGGAAUACAUGGUGUGGGAUGACACCCUGGCUAAGACAGCCGAGGACUGGGCUCAUGCCUGCCUGUGGGAGCAUGGGCCACCUCACCUCCUCAGGUUCCUGGGUCAAAACCUCUCCGUCAGGACAGGACGCUAUCGAUCCAUUCUUCAGCUGGUGAAGCCAUGGUACGAUGAGGUCAAGGACUACUCUUUUCCAUAUCCCCGUGACUGCAACCCUCGAUGUCCUCUCAGAUGCUAUGGACCCAUGUGCACCCAUUAUACACAGAUGGUGUGGGCAACAUCCAAUAAAGUUGGCUGCGCCAUUCACACCUGCCACAAUAUGAAUGUAUGGGGUUCAGUAUGGAAGCGGGCAACGUAUUUAGUUUGCAACUAUUCACCUAAGGGUAACUGGAUUGGAGAAGCUCCCUACAAAGUAGGCGUGCCCUGCUCUGCCUGCCCUCCCAGCUACGGGGGCUCCUGCAGCAACAACAUGUGCUUCCCGGCUCUCAAGACAAACUACCUGCACUGGUUCAAAUAAACACAGGUUUCAUUCCUGACAUAAGCUGACAAACUACAGUACCACAGAGACAUUAUUUUAAUCCCGUAAGGAUUUGCACAACAGUCGUGGACCACACUAUUUUGUAUAUAUGGGCUUAUUUAAAGACACAAACACACAUUUGAAGGCAGCAGACAAUUUAGCGUCAAUGACUUGUAAAUAAACUGUAAAUUAAUUUGUUACUAUUUUAAUUGAUGAAAUAUAAUUUAUAUGUAAAAUGGGUCCUUAAACACAGUAUAUACUGUAUGUGGUGCUGCAUACACUUUUUUUUUUUUUAACUAUAUUUGUUUACCAUUGACAAUGUGGUAAUUAAGGACACAACACCAUCAUAGCUGCUCAUAACUGCUCACUUUGGUGCUACCGGGCAUCACACCUUCAUGUUGUGUGCUCUGCCUUCACAGGAAUGUUGUGAUAUAAAGAUCAAAGCUUUUGACCUCAGAGGGAAAACCUACAUUGGCAGGGUCAGCUUAGCGGCUCCUGUGGACCCUGCAGUAGUUUACAAACUUAAAACUAAAUUCGUCUCUUGCAUCUAGGAAUUGGCAAAAAAAAAAAAAAAAAUGUUUUGUUGACAAAAGUGCACUUACUGUAACCCAAAAGCAUUUAACAGCAAUGUACAAAAGGAAUAUACACGAGUGAGACAGGGAAGUCUUCAUUUCACAUUCACACACCUCUGUUGUCAAAAGUUUGUCUCUUCAUUUACACAGUGCAUUUGCAGUUUUAAUCUGCACUGAAUAGGUUGUGUUUCAUUUCAUUACAGACAUUUCAUCCUUUGGGGCAUUUCACAGGUUUCAUUUAAGUUUCAUAUAAUAUUUAUGAUAAAGAGAGCACAUACAAAAAACCUGACCCACAUAUCUGUUCUAUAAUCGUAUUUGUUAUAGAGUAUAUUGGUGCAUGGUAUACCUGUGUAUAUGUAUAUAUAUAUAUAUAUACACAAAUGGAAGAUUGGACAAAUGCAGUGUUUGUAUGUUGUAAUGAUCUUUUCACUGAUGUUGUAGCUAUGGUUACUGGAGUUAGGCACUCAAGUGCACCUUAAUUGUUUGUAAAUUUCCAAAAUAC
Molecule: messenger RNA, 2037 nt
Organism: Toxotes jaculatrix (banded archerfish)
Lineage: Eukaryota; Metazoa; Chordata; Actinopteri; Toxotidae
Gene: pi15a
Product: peptidase inhibitor 15a
Exons: 6
Coding region: 184-963 (259 amino acids)
Cellular component (GO): extracellular region
Source: RefSeq, a predicted model, not a curated record